GCCGCGCGGUAUUUGAAUCCUGGAACCAGGCGACAACGCGAAGGUUCCCGGCGUUGCGGGCUGGAGUGCAGAGCUAACGGCGUGGCGGAAGCUUGUGCUCUCCCUCUGCCCUCCGCGUCCCUCCCUGGGCCGGCCUGGCGCUCUGGCCCGCCGCGUCCCUCAUGGCGCUGCUCCGACGCCCGACGAUGUCCACCGAUUUGGAGAAUAUUGACACGGGAAUUAAUUCUAAAGUGAAGAGUCAUGUGACACUUCGGCGGGCAGUUUUAGAAGAAAUUGGAAAUAGAGUUACAAGCAGAACCACACAAGUAGCUAAGAAAGCUCAGAACACCAAAGUACCUGUUCAGCCCACCAAAACAACAAAUGUCAACAAACAACUGAAACCUACUGCUUCUGUGAAACCAGUCCAGAUGAAAAUGUUGGCUCCAAAGCGUCCUUCUCCCACACCUGAGGAUAUCUCCAUGAAGGAAGAGAACCUCUGCCAAGCUUUCUCUGAUGCCUUACUCUGCAAAAUCGAGGAUAUUGAUAAUGAAGACUGGGAGAACCCUCAGCUCUGCAGCGACUACGUUAAGGAUAUCUACCAGUAUCUAAGGCAGCUCGAGGCUCUGCAGUCCAUAAAUCCCCAUUUCUUAGAUGGAAGAGACAUAAAUGGACGUAUGCGUGCCAUCCUGGUGGAUUGGCUGGUGCAAGUCCACUCCAAGUUUAGGCUGCUGCAGGAAACUCUGUACAUGUGCAUUGCCAUUAUGGAUCGAUUUUUACAGGUUCAGCCAGUCUCUCGUAAGAAGCUUCAACUGGUUGGGAUUACAGCUCUGCUCUUGGCUUCCAAAUAUGAGGAGAUGUUUUCUCCAAAUAUCGAAGACUUCGUUUACAUCACAGACAAUGCGUAUACCGGUUCCCAGAUCCGAGAAAUGGAAACUCUAAUUUUGAAAGAACUGAAAUUUGAGUUGGGUCGACCUUUGCCUCUACAUUUCUUAAGGCGGGCAUCAAAAGCCGGGGAGGUCGAUGUUGACCAGCACACUUUAGCCAAAUAUUUGAUGGAGCUGACGCUCAUUGACUACGACAUGGUGCAUUAUCACCCUUCUAAGGUGGCAGCAGCUGCCUCCUGCCUGUCCCAGAAGGUUCUAGGCCAAGGAAAAUGGAACUUAAAGCAGCAGUAUUACACAGGCUACACGGAGAAUGAAGUACUGGAAGUCAUGCAGCACAUGGCCAAAAAUGUAGUGAAGGUGAAUGAAAACUUAACGAAAUUCAUCGCCAUCAAGAAUAAGUAUGCAAGCAGCAAACUCCUGAAGAUCAGCACGAUUCCUCAGCUGAACUCAAAAGCCAUUCAAGAGCUGGCCUCACCUCUGAUGGGACGCUCCUAGGCUGCCGGGGCCCUUGGGAAGAGUGCUUCAUCUCUGCACUUUGGCUCACUGAUUUGGAACUCCUGACUUUGUAUAUAAUCAUCUGGUCUGGUUCAUGAAAUCUCUUCUGAGGCCUAUUUUCUAAAUGUAUAUUGAGGAAAAAUAAAGCUAUUGAUUUGUCUUAAGGUA
This is a messenger RNA of Hipposideros armiger (great roundleaf bat), 1526 nucleotides long. It is a transcript of the gene CCNB2, whose product is annotated as cyclin B2. The transcript is spliced from 9 exons. NCBI's taxonomy places the organism in Eukaryota, Metazoa, Chordata, Mammalia, Chiroptera, Hipposideridae. Gene Ontology annotation, molecular function: cyclin-dependent protein serine/threonine kinase regulator activity. Bases 162 to 1358 code for a protein of 398 amino acids. The record is from RefSeq and is a predicted model, not a curated record. Gene Ontology annotation, biological process: mitotic cell cycle phase transition.